CAUGAAUCAAAGAUCUUUAGCACAACAAUUAAGAUAUACACAUGAACGUGAACUGCGUAAAAAUGAACCUAGCAGAAGAGCAGUUGCUCAACAAGAAAAAAGAAAUCAUGAGCGAAAAAAACAAAUACAAGAAAAUGAAUUUGAUAGAAGAGCUAACACACAUCAACAAAGUAAUACUAAUGAAGCAGAGAAUUUAGUAAACCAAAGAGCUAUCUUUCAACAAAAAAGAAGAAAAUAUGAAAAAGAAGUUGAUACAGUAAAUCAAAAAAGUUUUUCUCAACAAGUUAGAAGAGACCAUGAAAGAACUAAAAAUAUAGUAAAUAAAAAAUCAAUUUCACAACAAAAAAGAAGACAAUGUAAAAGAGAAGCUAACAAACAAGCUCAAAGUGAAAAUGAGCAAGCAAAAAGAGCAUAUACUAUAUCUCUUGAUAAACUAUUAGCACAACUUCAACAAAAUAAUAUAAGAUAUAAUCUUGGACAUAUGAAUACUGUGAAACACUUUAUUGGUUAG
Molecule: messenger RNA, 511 nt
Organism: Dentiscutata erythropus
Lineage: Eukaryota; Fungi; Glomeromycota; Glomeromycetes; Diversisporales; Gigasporaceae
Source: the annotation of a GenBank genome assembly